This is a messenger RNA of Tigriopus californicus, 1682 nucleotides long. Its product is annotated as zinc finger protein 420-like. Gene Ontology annotation, biological process: regulation of transcription by RNA polymerase II. The record is from RefSeq and is a predicted model, not a curated record. Gene Ontology annotation, molecular function: DNA-binding transcription factor activity, RNA polymerase II-specific; RNA polymerase II cis-regulatory region sequence-specific DNA binding. NCBI's taxonomy places the organism in Eukaryota, Metazoa, Arthropoda, Copepoda, Harpacticoida, Harpacticidae.
GUGAGAAACCAUACCAAUGUCAAGUCUGUACGAAAGGAUUCACUUGCAGCAAGCAAUUGAAAGUCCACAUGAGGACCCACACAGGUGAAAAACCCUACAAAUGUAACAUAUGUGGAAAGGCAUUUGGUUACAACCAUGUCUUAAAGCUUCAUCAGGUUUCCCACUUUGGAGAAAAGAUUUACAAAUGUACCUUGUGCAAGGAAACGUUCAACUCUAAAAAGAAGUUGGAGAUGCAUAUUCGUACUCAUGAAGAGCCACCACAACAAAAAGAUUUGCCUGUGGACGAGCUUCAAGUCCAGAGAGACACCGGGCCGCAAUAUAUCCCACCAUAUCCUCAACAAUUGCUUCAAAGCCCGAAGCAGCAGCAGCAAGUCCCAUAUCAACUAAGCAAUAGCUACAAUCAGCAACCACCUCAUGAUCGAUAUUUUAUGGGGAAGCCUGUCCAAAGGUUUCCCAUUGUCAACCCCGGGCAGAACGAAAUUCAAAGCCCGUUUGUUGCUCAGUCCAAUAACCCCAUGUUCAUUAGGUCCAGGCUCCACAAUCAAGGACGAUUCUUACACACCUAUGAGAAUACACUACACUAUCCUAUGGAUAAUGAGUGUGUGGCUUCGCCACACUCCACCGGCUAUUACAAUGGCCCGCACCAAUUCUUACCCGCCCUUGGGCAAGAGAGCAACUCCCCUCCGCCUGACCAAAUAACCAAAAAAGGUCGGUCUUCGUCAGUUCACAGUUGGGCUGAUAGCGGAUUCAACAGCUCCCCAGGAGAUUUAGACUCCGAUUUAGACAGCAAACGCUCCUCUCCGCUUCAAAGCGGUUCUCCAAUUGCCUGCAUACCGAUUGAACGACUCAAAGAACACUACCAUAAUCAUGGCGAACGGCAGAACAGGGUUCAGGACUUUGGGGCCUCUGCCUCUUCGCCAACCGGCAAUUCCUUGCGCUCCUUUAGAAUUCAAAGGCCUUCAGAAUUGAAAACGCCCAAACGCCCAACACCGAUAGAGAGCCCUGUCUCAGCUCACAAUAAGUAUGAAGACUCAAGGGGGAAUGAUCUCACUCGGGCCGAAUUAAUUUCUUACCUCCAACAAUAUGGCUUCUUCAAAAGGCUGAAUGACGAAGAAAAAAGCGAGGAAGAUCCAGCCGAGGUGAUCAAACUAGAGCCCUCUUCUCCGCCACCGGAUGAGGAAGGUGAACCUCUAGAACUGGAGAUCCUUCCCACACCUGUUGUCCUCAAUAUCAAACCAGAACCAAUGCCUGUUCGAGAUCCUCAAACAUGUUCGCUACCCUUUCGGAAGAGGAAAUACGCUUUGGCACAAGCAUAAGCCUACCUAACGCAACACUGUAGCGAGCUUGAACUAGCUUGUCGGGUGUUUGGCUGAAUGCUCUGACCUCUUCCGACUUUUCAUUUAUUUAAUUGUGCUCAUGGUUACAUCUGUGAUAAAUCUUAUUGAGUGCGUGUGUCUAGAAUUCAUAUCUAACUUACACAUAGUGGUAUAUCUUAUCAAAAGUCGUAAAAUAUUUUGUGAAACACCCAAGUUGAAGCCAUUGUGUAUUUAAAAAAAUGUUUUCAUUCCAUCUGUGUGUUAAAAAAGAGAAAAAAACUACCCAAUAAAUGUGAUCACAAAAAAUCAACAACAACAAAAUACAUUCUAGAUCCUAUCAAUCUCGUUUGUUUGGACUCUUCUUAU